AUGGCUGGCCAGCACAUCCUUCCUCAAGCUUUAUAUCAUAGCAAUAUGCUGAAAGCUGUGAAGAUUAGAGAGAGAGCACCUGAAGAUCUGGUCAAAUCCCCCGGUGGAAUAAUUCACCACUUCAGAACUAUGCACAGAUACACCAUAGAAAUGUUCAGAAUGUGCCAGUUUUGCCCUCAGUUUCGGGAAUUACUUCAGAAGGCCCUGACUGACCAGACCACGCAGGCUUCACUAGAGCGCCAAAGGAAACUGAACUGGUGCAUGGAAGUCAGGAAACUUGUGCCUUUGAAGACUAAUGGUGAUGGAAACUGCCUCAUGCAUGCUGCAUCCCAGUACAUGUGGGGUAUUGAAGAUAUUGACCUUGUCUUAAGGAAAACAUUGUUCAGCACGCUCAGGGAGAUGGACACACAGAACUUCAAGCUCCGCUGGCAGAGGGAGGCACUUAAAUCCCAGGAUUUUGUAGAAACAGGGCUCCACUAUGACACCCGAAACUGGGAGGAGGAGUGGGAAUAUCUCAUUGAAAUGACAUCUCCAGAAACAUCUGGUGCUCGAAACAGGCUUCCCUAUAAUGCACUGGAAGAAAUCCACAUCUUCGUCCUUGCUAACAUCCUCAGAAGACCAAUCAUUGUCCUUGCAGAUAAAGUGGUGAGAAGUUUAGAGUCUGGCUCCAGCUUUGCUCCUCUGAACAUUGGUGGGAUUUACUUGCCUCUCCUUUGGCCAGCUGAAGAAUGCUACAGAUAUCCAAUUGUGCUUGGCUAUGACAAUAUGCAUUUUACACCACUUGUGACUCUGAAGGACAGUGGACCAGAAAUCCGGGCUGUCCCUUUGGUCACCAGUGAACGAGGCAGAUUUGAGGACUUGAAUGUGCACUUUCUGACAGACGCAGAGGACAGGGAAAAAGAGAAGCUGCUAAAAGACUACCUGAUAGUAAUAGAAAUUCCAGUGCAAGGCUGGGAUCAUGGUACAACUCUUCUAAUUAAUGCUGCAAAGUUAGAUGAAGGCAACCUCCCCAAAGAAAUAAACCUGGUGGAAGAUUAUUUGCAGCUGGUACAGCAUGAGUACAAGAAAUGGCAGGAGAACAGUGAACCUGCUAGGAGAGAGGCCUGCACCAGGAACAGACAGGAAUUUUCUUUCUCUCAGCUGUCCCUCUUAAAGGUGAAAUGUGAAACUCCAAAUUGCCCUUUUUAUAUGUCUGUGAACACCCAGCCCUACUGCCAUGAGUGCUUUGAGCAGAGAUCACAAGGAGGUAAAGGAAGAAAGCAGAUGUCCAAAACGGCGCCUGAGAAACCAAGGGCAACUGGAUCCGGCUCUUCCCGUGGGGAAGGUUGUGAGCCUGGAGGAUGGACAUUGGAAGAGCCCAUAACAGGGCCUCGCUCUGCACCUCCAACUGCUCCGAGCCCUUUCCUGUACAGCGAAACCACUGCCAUGAAAUGCAGGACUCCAGACUGCCCGUUUACGUUAAAUGUGCACCACAACGGACUUUGCGAACGCUGCUACAACAGCAGGCAGCUUGGUUCUCGUAACAAAUUGGAUGACCGAGGCCAUUUAGACUACGCGACAUGCAAGGUGUGCUUUCAGAAGGCCAACAGGACCUUUAAUGGCAUAUGCAGCACUUGUUUCAAAAGGACUACAGAGCGUUCCUCAAACGGCAGCCCAAGUUUUCUGCCCACGUGCCAUCAGAGGUCUUCGAGUACAUGGAAAACCACGGUAAGCGGAGAUGUUGUGAGCUUUGUCACACUUUGGCUUCGAGUAGAACUCAUGAAGCUACGGAGCUACAGUGCUUUACUGCGGCACCAGAGGAGGUCUCAGAGGAAUUCCUCGGCAGCGGGGCAGUCUGGCAGCUCCGCUGCCGCCUUCCACAACACGGUAUCCUGCCAGCGGAGAGACUGUGGCACCCUGGGGAGCACCAUGCUGGAAGGCUACUGCCAGAACUGUUUCAUUAAAGCCCAGAACCAGCGAUUUCAAGAAGCCAGGAGGACAGAAGAACAGCUCGUGAGACAGACACAAAGAAUAGGACAGCACAGAGAUUCACAGCGAGCAGCAGUGACUAGCCAGAAGAGACAGUGUGGUGGGGCUUCGUGCAGAAACAACCUGGCCGGCCGAAGUGACGAUUUGUGCCCAGAGUGUCGGCGCCUCAGCCAGCGCGUGCAGUCGGGGAGUCCCAGGGACUCAGCUGCAGAGGAGACCCCAAAGCAACGCUGCCGAGCGCCUGCGUGCGAUCACUAUGGCAAUGCCAAGUGCAAUGGUUACUGCAACGAAUGCUACCAGUUCAAGCAGAUCUACGGCUAGCGGAGAGGAAGAGCUGGUGACAAACAAGAAAAUGAUACCAGCUGCUUCCAUAACUGAAAUGGUGCUACGUCCACAACACUUAACAGACCUGAAAGCAUGGGGAGGAGGGGAAAUAUAAGCUGUCUGCUCUUGUUCCUGUUUAUUUCCAAGAAUGGGAAUAAAUAUCUACUUCCUAUAAACACUGCAUACGUGAACUGAUGAGAAGUACAGUUUGCUUUCUGCACAGAGCUGUCUUUCAUGACUAGGCUCCUAUAAUGCCAUAUUUAAUUCUCGGGCUUCCCAGGGGGAAGUUUGAAGCCUCUGAAUCCAAAGAACUUUUCAGUUCUGUCUCUUUCUCCACAGC
Molecule: messenger RNA, 2632 nt
Organism: Tinamus guttatus (white-throated tinamou)
Lineage: Eukaryota; Metazoa; Chordata; Aves; Tinamiformes; Tinamidae
Source: RefSeq, a predicted model, not a curated record